Molecule: messenger RNA, 2479 nt
Organism: Chionomys nivalis (European snow vole)
Lineage: Eukaryota; Metazoa; Chordata; Mammalia; Rodentia; Cricetidae
Gene: Aen
Product: apoptosis enhancing nuclease
Exons: 4
Coding region: 161-1075 (304 amino acids)
Cellular component (GO): nucleus
Molecular function (GO): exonuclease activity; nucleic acid binding
Source: RefSeq, a predicted model, not a curated record
CAGACAGACAGCAUAAGCCGGGCUUGUCCGGGCAAGUAGCCGGCUCAGCCGGCAGGGAUUCCACGUGUAGGCCGGGAAACGCGGCCGGGUCUUCAGUGCACUGCCCCGUUGGAAGAUAGCCUCCAGGGCUCCUCUUGCCUCUAGCUGUGAGCUGCCUGGCAUGGUGCUGGGAGAAGCCCCUGAGUCUGCUCAGUGUCCAUCCCUCACCGGCCUGAAUACCAAGGAUGUGGUUCGGAAAAGGCACAAGAGGAGAAGCCGGCAGCACCAGCGGUUCAUGGCCCGCAAAGCCUUGCUCCAAGAGCAGGAGCUGUCAAGCAUGGCCCCAGGGCCAGGAUCCUGCCCUCCGCCCUCCCCGUCACAGACACCAGCAGACACAGAGGCUUCGGGCAGCAGGAGUCAGCGUCCCAAGGCCAGGUCAAGCAGCAAAAGGCCUGUUCCUAGAGAAGCCCCAGGACCUGGGCCCAGCAAGUGUGUCGCCAUUGACUGUGAGAUGGUGGGGACAGGCCCCCAUGGGCGUGUGAGCGAGCUGGCCCGCUGCUCUGUGGUGAGUUACAACGGUGAUGUUCUCUACGACAAGUACGUCCGGCCUGAGAUGCCCAUUGUGGACUACCGCACCCGCUGGAGCGGCAUCACCCGCCAGCACAUGCGCAAGGCCAUCCCCUUCCAGGUGGCCCAGAAAGAGAUCCUCAAGCUCUUGAAGGGCAAGGUGGUGGUGGGGCACGCGCUACACAAUGACUUCCAGGCCCUCAAGUACGUUCAUCCUCGGAGCCAGACCCGGGAUACCACUUACGUCCCAAACCUGCUCAGUCAUCCCAGCUCCCACACCCGAGCUCGGGUCUCCCUUAAGGACCUGGCCCUGCACCUGCUCCACAAGAAGAUCCAGGUAGGACAUCAGGGACACUCGUCUGUGGAAGAUGCCAUGACAGCCAUGGAGCUCUACAAGCUAGUAGAGGUCCAGUGGGAACAGCAAGAGGCCGACAAUGCCAAGGCCCAACCCGAGGACGGAGCACCCGACAGCAGCACUGACGUGGAGCAAUACAUGGAGGACCAGUACUGGCCUGACGAGCUGGCCUAGAGCACCAGUGGAGACAUAAGGGAGUGAGAGGAUGGAGCCUGCGGGUGGCGGAUGGGGCAGGAAGCCGGGAGUGGUCCCUCUAGGCAGACCUGGGAGACAGGGUCAGGGCACUCACCUGCCCGCGUGCGGGUUCACAGCGCCUGGUAUCUAAGGAAUGCUUUUCUUCAAUCCCUGUGGUUCUGCAAAGGACACUAGCGUUGUAGUGCCCAGGAGGUACAGGGAAAGUGCCACGGGACUGUCCAAGGCUGUCCCUGGCUCCCUGAGCCAAGUCUGGGCUCACUGCUCUGCUGUUCUGGCAUACAGUGUCUCCCUGGGGGUGCUGGGUGCUGUGGGUGUCCUGGAGCUCCCUCUCCCCCUCUGGCAGGGUGAAGUUCGGCUGCUGUUGCCACCUCUCCUCUAUAGAUAUGUUUAGGAUCAUAGUAACUUAAAUAGUUAAGAAAGGCCGGGCGAUGGUGGCGCACGCCUUUAAUCCCAGCACUUGGGAGGCAGAGGCAGGCGCAUCUCUGUGAGUUCGAGACCAGCCUGGUCUACAAGAGCUAGUUCCAGGACAGGCUCCAAAGCCACAGAGAAACCCUGUCUCGAAAAACCAAAAAAAAAAAAAAAAAAAAAAAAAAAAAGUUAAGAAAGCCCUUUAAAGAAGACACCCGUUCCCUGUCCCUGACUUUCUUAGAUGUCCUAUGUCCUAAGGGUAACUUUAGGGGACUAAUAAGCAAGGGUUCAAAUCACACUGUUCCCUGACAAUGCCUCAUCAUUAGGCAAGCCUGUGGCAUCCCCUGUUGAGCCUGUUUCCCCCUGUAAAGUGGGGGAGCGCGAUAGAACCUACCUCGUGGGUAUUGAGGUGCUUCGUGUGCGUCCUCGUGAUGAAAGAGAAUGGUCUCUAUUCCGGCCACUGCCUGGCUUCCCAGCCGCUGUGGCCCAGGCAGGAUUCUGGUUUGGCUUUUCUAGCAGGUGAGGUGGAGCCAGGGCCCGGGCACUGCAGGAGAGUUCGGAGUUGUCUGCAGGUCUUGCUUCAUAGCAGCAUCCUGCCGCUGUGGUAUUUGGGAAAGUGACAAGUCACCCAGACAGGGUCAGAAAGGAAGAAACACUACCGAGACCACACCUGACUGCUGCCAGCCAAGGACCUGAUGGCACAAAACCUUAGUCAUAGAUUGUUUGCUGGCCGGCUCCUCCCUGCCAGGGGAAGAGAUGGAGCUGGCCCAAUCGUCACCACUUCUGGCCUGGCGCCAGGGGCAAGCUCUGGUUUCCUUAAAAAGCAGCAACUUGUGCCAACCUCGCUGCUCGGUGAAUCUUGAUAGCUUCAUUUGCUGGUUGAAGGGUGGUGGGAUGGAUAGCCUGUGUACCGGGAGAAGCCUGCUUGCUCGUGUAGGAUCAUUAAUGCGGGAAUAAAACUCAACUGGACAAGUA